Molecule: messenger RNA, 4341 nt
Organism: Sciurus carolinensis (gray squirrel)
Lineage: Eukaryota; Metazoa; Chordata; Mammalia; Rodentia; Sciuridae
Gene: Hps1
Product: HPS1 biogenesis of lysosomal organelles complex 3 subunit 1
Exons: 21
Coding region: 720-2861 (713 amino acids)
Biological process (GO): vesicle-mediated transport; melanosome assembly
Cellular component (GO): BLOC-3 complex
Molecular function (GO): guanyl-nucleotide exchange factor activity
Source: RefSeq, a predicted model, not a curated record
ACCCCAGUGCAGUCCUCCCGGGAGGGGACUCCGUGGGGGUCCCUGGGAGCUGGCCUCCCUCCCAGUGGGCCGGGAGCCACAGCCAGUCCUCCUAACCAGGGUCGCCGAGAAGUUCGGGGGGAAGUGGGGACUUCCGGGUGAAACCGAAACGUAAACUGAAGCGCCAGGCGGGCAGGAAGGCUCCCACUGGGCGGGAGCCGGCGGCGGCGAAGGGCCGACCCAGGCCCUACCCCAGCAGCUGGGGCAAGGCCCGGCUCCAAGGCAGGCGGCCCCCGAGACAGAGACCGAGCUGCGGAAGGCAGGACCAAGGUCACGGGGCAGUUUGCUGGGGAGCCCCCAGGUCCAGGUGGUGAAAGCGCGCUGGGUAUUUUCCCGGGUAACCUGGCGCCAUCUGGAGCUGCCAUUGCCAGGAAGCCCUCUCUGAGUUCCUCGGGAGAGCAGGAUAGCCAGGGGAAAAGGAAAAUCACAGAACCAGCAUUUGCAGGACUGAGGAUGCUGUGCUGUUGUUCCAUGAGCUGGUCACCGAGUCUGGCUACCACUGCCCCUUCUGAGCCUCUGGCUGCCUGGAAGCUCUGCUGUGCUACUUGCAAAGUAGCCUCUGAUGCUAUGGAGACAGGGGCUUCUGGAUAGCAUGGAGGGAAGGGCCUCAGCAUCCUACACGCCCAGGUUGGGAUCCCAGCUCUGCCGCUUCAGGCUGUGCCCCUGCCCUGCUCUGAAAAAUGGCAGUAACUGGAGAGUCUUACAUCAAGAUGAAGUGUGUCUUGGUGGCCACUGAGGGCGCAGAGGUUCUCUUCUACUGGACAGAUGAAGAGUUUAAAGAGAGUCUCCAGCUGAAGUUUGGGCAAUCAGAGAAUGAGGAAGAAGAGCGUCCUGCCCUGGAGGACCAGCUCAGCACCCUCUUGGCCCCAGUCAUCAUCUCCUCCAUGACAAUGCUAGAGAAACUCUCAGACACAUACACCUGCUUCUCAACAGAAAAUGACAACUCCCUGUAUGUCCUUCACCUGUUUGGAGAAUGCCUGUUCAUCGCCAUCAAUGGAGACCACACUGAGAGCGAGGGAGAUCUUCGGCGGAAGCUCUGUGUGCUCAAGUACCUGUUUGAGGUGCACUUUGGACUGGUUACAAUGGAUGGCCAGCUCAUCCGAAAGGAGCUGCGGCCCCCUGACCUGGAGCAGCGUGUCCGGGUGUGGGAGCACUUCCAGAGCCUGCUGUGGACCUACAGCCGCCUACGGGAGCAGGAGCAGAGCUUCGCUGUGGAGGCUGUGGAGCGACUGAUUCACCCCCAGCUCUGUGAGCUGAGCAUAGAGGCGCUGGAGCGGCAUGUCAUCCAGGCUGUCAACUCCAGCCCAGAGCGGGGCGGUGAGGAGGCCCUGCAUGCCUUCCUGCUAGUGCACUGCAAGCUGCUGGCCUUCUACUCCAGCCAUGGUGCAAGUUCCCUGCGGCCGGCCGACCUCCUCGCCCUCAUCCUCCUGGUGCAGGACCUCCACCCCAGUGAGAGCACAGCAGAGGACGACGAUGAUGGCCAGCCUUCCCCAGGGAGGAGGCCCGGCAGAAGCCAGAACAUCCCUGUGCAGCAGGCCCGGAGCCCACGUGCCUCGGGCCCAACCAAAGGGAGUUCUGCGGAGACGGACACAGACAGCUUCUCCCUCACUGAAGAGUACUUCACACCAGCUCCUUCCCCUGGCCAGCAGAGCUCAGGUAGCACCAUCUGGCUGGAAGGGGGCACCCCCCCAACUGAUGUUCCUCAGAUAGCUGAGGACACCCUCCAGACACGGGUUCCUCACUCCCCAGCACCAUCUAGCCCCAAGAGGAUCUUCCUGGACGCCAGUGUGAAAGAAAUCUACUGCCCUUUGGUACCCCAUACCAUGUAUUGCCUACCCCUGUGGCCGGGCAUCAACAUGGUGCUCUUGACCAAGAGCCCUAGCACCCCGCUGGCCCUGGUCCUGUACCAACUGCUGGAUGGUCUUUCCCUGGUGGAGAAGAAGCUGAAGGAGGGCCAGGAGGCUGGCAGUGCCCUGCGGUCCCAGCCCCUCCUAGGAGACCUGCGCCAGAGGAUGGACAAAUUCAUCAAGAAUCGAGGGGGACAGGAGAUUCAGAGCACUUGGCUGGAGUUUAAGACCAAGGCCUUCUCCAAAAGUGAACUGGGAUCAUCCUGGGAGCUGCUCCAGGUGUGUGGGAAGCUGAAGCGGCAGCUCUGCACCAUCUACCGUCUGAGCUUCCUGACCACAGCGCCCAGCAGGGGAGGCCCACACCUGCCCCAGCACCUGCUGGACCAAGUUCAGAAGCUCAUGCGGGAGAGACUGAUGGACUGGAAGGACUUCCUGUUGGUGAAGAGCAGGAGGAACAUCACCAUGGUGUCCUACCUGGAGGACUUCCCAGGCUUGGUGCAUUUCAUCUAUGUGGACCGAACAACUGGGCAGAUGGUGGCUCCUUCCCUUAGCAGCAGUGAAAAGACUUCAUCGGAAUUGGGCAAGGGGCCCCUGGCCACCUUCGUCAAAGCCAAGGUCUGGGCUCUGAUCCGGCUGGCGCGCCAAUACCUGCAGAAGGGCUACACCACACUGCUGUUCCACGAGGGGGACUUCUGCUUCUCCUACUUCCUGUGGUUCGAGAACGAUAUGGGCUACAAGCUGCAGAUGAUCGAGGUGCCUGUCCUCUCUGAUGACUCGGUCCCCAUUGGUGUGCUGGGCGGUGACUACUACAGGAAGCUCCUGCGCUACUACAGCAAGAGUCACCCUGCUGAGGCUGUCAGGUGCUAUGAGCUACUGACCCUGCACCUGUCAGUCAUCCCCACCAGCCUGCUGGUGCAGCAGGCCAGCCAGCUGGCCCGGCGCCUGGGAGAGGCCUCCCGGGUCCCCCUGCCCUAGGCCAGGUUGCAGGCUGCCUGUGCACCUGUUCUCCAGCCACUCCUGCUUGCCAAAGUGCCCCACCCCAUAGCGGGAACUCUUCUUCUGUCCCCAGUGGCCUCCUCAGGACGUGUGGAGGCCCCAAGGCUUAUCAUACCCCACUGGGACCACCCUCCACAUGGGGUAAUGAACAAACACACAUUGGGCUUUCUCUUUAAAACAGUGGCCGUGAGGUCAGAGAUGACAGCAGGUCCUCUUUCAGAGCUGCCUCCCCAUUUGUCCCCAGAAGAGAGGGAGGAAGACACCCCCCCACCUCCUGCUGUUCUGAGCAGAGGGGGUGGUUUUCUGCCCCAGAUAAAAAGGUGCUCCAUCGGCUGAGUUCCAGCUCUGCAGCUCCCUCUGUGACUGGAGGCAUUUCAACUGCCAACCCUGUUUCUCCAUAUUUAAAGUAAUGACACUCCCCUCUCAGGGUGGCUGGGAGGAUCACCCAGCACAUAGUAGGUGCUUAAUAAAUGUCAGUUACUGUCAUCAUCCAAGCCCAGCAUACCUGUGCUUCUGGACUCUUGUUAACACUGCAAAACCCUUGCUAGGGUCGGCCCCUCCGUGCCAGGCUUGCUUCUGCCCUCGGUCUGUAAUUCUGAGCCCCAGACCCUGGUCCAGAGAUUCAGAUUCAUGUGCUCAGCGUAAAGCCCAGACUCUGAUGUUUCUAGAAGCUCCUCUGGCAAUCUGGUGUGCUCCAAACUGAGUCCACUUCCCAGGGGUACAGUCCCUCUAACCAAGAGGUUUCUACCACAGGAUGGACACCAGGAUAAAGACUGUCAAGAGUGCUGGGACACAGGUGUGGGCUCCUCCCAGGCUAGGAGGAGGUGCUGGGUUGAGAGAAGUGGCAGGGCAGAAAUAAGCAUCCACCCCAGAAGGAAUGGACGUCCUGGUGUGCACACAGGAGCCUGACCUGCUGCAUCUCAGUCCUGGGCAGAAACCCACGUGAAGAAGAUCGGUCUUUCCCUUGCAGGGAAGAGCUCCGGGAGGACAGAGGUACUGAAGGCUAGAGUCCUUAGCAGGAGGCAGUGAGGACAGUGUCCCCCGAGACAACCUGAUCUCUUCCUUCUUAAUAUCAUGAUUUUAUGGGUGGAAAUUUAAAAGAAAAAUAUCAAAUGUGGAAAACACAGAAGAGCACAGAGGAAAAAGAACUUAGCCUAUAAGCCCAGCACUGUUUAAGGCACCUACAUUUUUUUUUUUUUUUAAUUAAUGUUUUCCCUAGAUUUUUAGCCUCUGUGUGAUGUGAAGUAUCUAGUUUAACCAGUUUCUGGACUCUUCUAUACAGUCAUCCCGAGUAUCCACAGGGGAUUGGUUGUGGAUACCAAAAUCUACAGACGCCCAAGUUCCUUAGCAGUAUUUGCUUGUAACUUAUAUUCUCCCCUCCACUUUAAAUCAUUUCUAGAUUACUUACAAUACCCAAUACUAUGUAAAUGCAAUGUAAAUAGUUGUUAUACUUUGUUGC